UUUGGACUUAAGAUCCAUGCAAGAAUUUGUAGGCCAGUAAAUCUCCCGAGUUCCCUGCCCCCACGACUCUUCAAAAGCCUUGUCAUUCAAAGGGUUAGGAUGUUUGACAAUCCCAGCUUGUACUACUCCACCAAUUAAUUGGAUACGUUGUCGGGAUGUUCGCUUCUCUCAUCUGCUACUUAGAAAGACAAAGGAUCGAUGGGGGGCUGUUGACACCUCCGCGUCCGGCCGGAGUAUAAAUGAGGACUCUGCGGAGGAGCAGCAUUCACUUCCCCGCUGCACUUGGAGCAACAACUUGUUUUCUGCAGAGACCUUCGAGAUCUGACUCUUCUUUUUUUGCGUUGGCAGAAUGCAGGUGCCAAACAGACCAGUCGGACUUUAUGGAUAUUCCGUGCGUAAUUACGCACCAACAUCGCUGUAUCCACAGCACCAAAGCGGCCAGUGCGCAUCGUCGACGAAGCCUCCAAGUGGAAAAUCUUUCACUAUUGAUGCUUUGCUCGCCAAGCCGGAGGACGCAAGCAGCUGCAGGACGAAUCCUACUCAGUGCGGAGAGAAAUAUCAACCAGCAGCUCCAGCUCUGCCUCUCACCGGACACGUAGGCCUACCGGUAGCAACAGCACCUUACGCCUACUCACCAAACAUGUUGCACUCAGCGUUCCACACACAACCCGGAUACUCGGUCUACUGCUGCCCGCCUUUCGCCUACCAGCCAUCGUGUCGUGGAGCGUUUUACGCACAAGCUUCCAUGUCCAAAGUCAACGCAGGACUGCAUUCGUUCAAAGCUAAAGGUGGGAAGUCCAAACGGAUGCGCACCAGCUUCACCAGCGAGCAGCUCUCCCGGCUGGAGAAGGAGUUUGCACGGCAGCAGUACAUGGUCGGGUCCGAGAGGUUCCUCCUGGCCUCGGCGCUGCAGCUCACAGAAGCUCAGGUCAAAGUCUGGUUCCAGAACCGACGCAUCAAGUGGCGCAAACAGAGUCUGGAGCAGCAGCAGGCCAAACUGGCCAAACUGGGCCUGGCUGCUCCGCCGAAAAGUCCCGGAUCCCAAGGCCACGGGGAUGAAGGGGACGAGGAUGAGGAGUUCUCCGACUUGGACGUGGAUAUUGACGUGUCUGAUGACUACACUGACCACUGUUGACCGGACAGUGGAGGAGAUCAUCAAGUGGAAAAGACCUUUUGUACAUACAGCUGAGGAAGGAGGCCUGAGACUCCGACGACGACUAUUUAAUAGAUGUAUAGUUAUAUAUUUAAUUUUCUACACUGAUUGCUCUUGGAUGAGUUCACUUCCUGUGUUCAGUUUUUGUAUAUUUGAAUGAAAUAUUCAGAAAUAUAUUUUAUGACAUUAAUGGAAACCUUGUCCUGUUCAUUCUUCUUCAGCCGCGAGAAGAUUUCAGAAAUGUUGGAGGUUGACAUUUUGAGUCACAAGAAAAUAAGAAAUCAGCUUUUAUGAUUUGCACAUGUGACAGGAAACACGUAACCUGAAAAAGGCCCCUGAAAACAUUCUUCUUGUUAAAGCAGUUAUUUCUCCUCAGGAUGUUUUGCUUCUCACUCCUUUGACUCAUCACAGUCCCAGUGAAGCAGAUGAGCUCAGUUUGU
Molecule: messenger RNA, 1593 nt
Organism: Scatophagus argus
Lineage: Eukaryota; Metazoa; Chordata; Actinopteri; Scatophagidae
Gene: noto
Product: notochord homeobox
Exons: 3
Coding region: 350-1135 (261 amino acids)
Biological process (GO): regulation of DNA-templated transcription; central nervous system development; neuron differentiation
Molecular function (GO): DNA-binding transcription factor activity, RNA polymerase II-specific; DNA binding
Source: RefSeq, a predicted model, not a curated record